AAACACAUUUAAACCAGUAAGCGAGUCGCUUCAGGUACGAGGUCAAUAUGCAUUUUGAAUUAAGGUAACGUUUUUGUCGCGAUGUGGAAAGCAACCACUAAAGUUUAAACGACAAAAGCUGUUUAAAAAACAGUUUCCUGACUGGUUUGGUUUACAAAUAGUCUUAAAACUACCACAGCUUUUUCAUUUCUAACAUGAUGUUUGAAAUGGGUAAACCUGCAGGCAUCUUUUAAAUGCAUCAAUUCAAGACUUCAGCAAGGACACACAGGGCCAAUUAAAAUAUGGCAUUAAAAUUAAACCACUGCAUAUUGACGACAGCCGUGAGAUAAAACGUCACUAGCUUUCUCAAGUCCGCAAAAGUUGAGUAGCUCAUUUAAAUGGAGCCAACAGUUGUGUCUGGCCCUUUGGGGCACACACAGUGGGAGUCAGAACAACCAUUUCCUCUAGGAUUUAACACACUGGACGAUUCAGACAAUGGAGGUGUGCUCUCCCCAAACAAGAGUGGCCAGACAAGUUUGGGUUUCAGGAAAGGGGACCAGGAUCAAACGUCCUCUCAAAGUGAAGAAGGGAAGCCACCAGAAUUGGAUGAACUUAUAAACAUCUCUGAUUUUUCUUGUGGAAAUUUUCAUUUUGAAGGACACAAAUCAACUGUUUCUCAAGCAUCCUUCCUUAGCACUCAACUAGAUGGAUUUUCCUUUACAGACAAAACUGAUGGACCAAGUGAAACUUUGAAAUGGCUAUUUUCUCCCCAACUCACUGAUAUGGUUAGAGAUAACUCUGUCAGUGAGGAACUCGGCCUAACGCAGGAGGAUCCGGUCAUUCCAUCAAAGACUUCUGAUACAAAUCCAGUGGAUACAUUUUUGUUGGUAGACCUCCUCUCAAAUGAACUCUCAUAUCUCCCCCUUGAGUCCUCAGGUGAGUCGAACCCACAGGUUGUAAGUGAGGAGCUGGUACACCUUUCACCAGAGGAGCAGGCAUGUCCCCCUCCCUCGCAGAGCAGGGAGACUUUGUCACCUGAAACUGGAGACAAAGGUUUAUGCCCCGAUCAAGUGACUGAUCUGCCUAUUACCUGUAGCACUACUCUCCAAGGUUUACCUGAGAGCUGCCUCCCGCAUAACAACAUCAGCACACCACUGGAGUCUUUACAGGGAUCUGUGCCUUUGUUGGAUUUAGAGGUGCCAGAAUGUGAAGGAAAUGUGAGUCUGUGCCCUGUCGGUCCUCCCUCUGUUAUCUGCACAGGUGAGCCUUUACAUUUAUCACCAGAGGAUUCACAGGUGGAACAUGAAGGAACUGGCAAAAUUAUUGAUCUGACUUCACAGCAACAAAGGGAGAAUGACUCAUGUGCUCUGGGUUCAUCACUGACUGUGCCUCAGGCUGAAGAUGCUUUCACACAGGGUGAUUUCACCAGUGAGAGUUUCUCUGUGGAAAGUGAGUCUAAGGAUUUGAUGGAAGAAGAAGUUUGUGCUCAGGGGAAUGAGACGAUGGCUUUGGACCUGUGCUUGACUGUUGAUGAGGUCCACAAUGAGGACACUUGGGACUUGAAUCCACUUGAUGGCUCACAGGGUGGAAGUGAUCCCGAUCCGACACCAGUACAGAGGGAAGAGGAGCGGUUGACGGACACUAACCAGCUGGAAGGACCAGACUGUCAUGAUGUGGCUUCUUUUGGUUUUUCAGUUCAGGACUUACACUCUUCUUCUCGGGAAGGGGGGUGGACUAGUGAGCAAACGGUGGAGACGAUUUCCCUCUCUAAGAUGGUGGGAGAUGACUCACUGCCGAUGGUCUCAGCUGUGAACUCGAGGGAGGAACAUGUCUCCCCGCUAAAAGCUGUGUUCGAUGCUUUGGACCAAGAUGGAGAUGGCUUUGUUCGAAUUGAGGAGUUUAUGGAGUUUGCUGCUGCCUAUGGAGCCGAUCAGGUGAAGGAUUUGACCAAGUUUUUGGAUCCCAGUGGCCUCGGAGUGAUCAGCUUUGAGGACUUCCACCGAGGAAUCUCUGCCAUUAGCAAUGGAGGUCCAGAGCCGCAGCUCUACAAUGUAAACUACAGUCCGGGGGAUGGAGCUGUGGGCUGUCCUGAGGAGUACGACGAGCAAAAUGAGGUAACGGACAGUGCGUACCUGGGCUCUGAGAGCACUUACAGCGAGUGUGAGACCUUCACUGAUGAGGACACGGGGGCCCUUGUACCCCCUGAGAUGCAUGAGGAUGUGGAGACCGACAGCGGCAUUGAGGCUACCCUGCAUGAUCCCGAAGACGGAGGAAAUAGGUUUUCCCUGAACUCGGAGCUCCAUAACCACUCGCUGGUGACCGUCAUCGGUGGAGAGGAGGAGCACUUUGAGGACUUUGGGGAAAGCAACACAUCAGAGUUGCUGCUUGAGAGCAGCGUGGAAGGGACAGAGGGGGAGGCCGACUCCCCACUGGAGCAGCCGGCCGAGCAUGUCAAUGGUUCCUCACUGCUCUCUCCCAGUGCACCUGCUCCUCUCCCUGACUGCUUUCAGAGCUUCCUCAGGGAGGAGGCGCUCGACUUUUUCUGUAGCCAGUGUCACAAACAAAUAAGUCGCCUCGAGGACCUCUCCACCCGCCUCAAUUUCCUAGAGAUGACUAGCUCUGGCAAGAGGCUGUCCAGCAAGAAAGUAGCAAGACAUCUCCUUCAGAACAGCUCCAUGACUCUGGAUACGAUGAGCGAUUUGACGCGGGACAUCCUGGAGCUCGCUGACAAUGACAUCACAGACAAGGUACUCCUCCUCGAGCGUCGAGUCGCAGAGUUGGAAAAGGAGUCUGAGGCGUCGGGGGAGCAGCAUGCACGGCUGCGGCAGGAGAACCUUCAGCUGGUGCAUCGGGCCAACGCUUUGGAGGAGCAGCUGAAGGAGCAGGAGCUUUACGCUGACGAGCAACUACAGCAAGAGACCCGCCGUCACAAGGAGGCACUGGUCAAACUGGAGAGAGAGAGAGGGCUGGAACUGGAAAACCUGCAGGCCAGGGUGCAGCAGCUGGAUGAGGAAAACAGCGAGCUGAGGUCAUGUGUUCCCUGUCUGCGAGCAAACAUCGAGAGACUAGAGGAGGAGAAGCAGAAGCUGCAGGAUGAGACAGAAGCUAUGUCGGACAGGCUGCAGGAGGAGACAGAGUCCCGCAGAAAGAUGGCCGACAAGCUGAGCCACGAGCGCCAUCAGAGCCAGAAGGAGAAGGAGAGCACCCAGGAGCUCAUUGAAGACUUGCGUAAACAGCUCGAGCACCUACAGCUGUACAAGCUAGAGGCGGAAGCAAAAAAAGGCCGAACACCCGGCGCAGGGCUGCAGGAAUAUCAGACCCGCACUCGUGAGGCGGAGCUGGAGCAGGAGAUCAAACGACUCAAACAGGACAACCGUAGCCUGAAGGAACAGAACGACGAGUUGAACGGCCAGAUUAUCAACCUGAGCAUCCAGGGAGCAAAGAACCUGAUGUCGGCCCCCUUCUCAGACUCCCUGGCAGCUGAGAUCAACUCUGUGUCUCGUGUAGAACUGAUGGAGACUGUCCACAAACAGGAGGAGAUCAACUACAGGCUCCAGGACUACAUCGACAAAAUCAUCGUGGCCAUCAUGGAGUGCAACCCCUCCAUCUUAGAGGUCAAAUAGACACCAUGCAGCCAGAUUGUCUACGCACACAGUGACUCCUCUGGCCGUUAAAUAUAUUGGAGACUUGGCUUUAAUAAGAGUUACCAAGAGAAGAUGUAAAAUUAUCACUUCGGAUGGAAAAGAAAAACACUGUUCCCCCUAAAGGAAGGAUUUCAGAUUUCUAAGAAGCCAGUGGCUGUGGGUGAAGAAAUAUAUUUUUUUUGUCUGAUAUCCCUCGAGUCUGUGCUUAUCUGUGAGUGUAUGUGCACACUCGGGUUCUGGUGACUUCCAUGUAUUUGGCUAGAGGGACCCGAGUCUACUGUGUUGAUUGAGUGAGUGAGCGUGUGAAUGUGCUCAAGAGGUCAGUAUCAUCAAGAGUCCCCGAAAGAAAAUCAUCAAUGUUUGAUCGAGCUAAAACAUAAUCAGACACGUAUACAGUAACCGAAAAGGCCUUAAAAAAAGGUGAUCAAAGUAUUCAUUAAUUAUACCAUACGCCACACAUGCCUCAGAUGUGGGAUGGCGGGCUGCGAUCUCCUGAACUAGGCUGAGUCGUGAGAAAGCCGUAUGAAGCUGUGGUCAGGAGAUCCCAGCUGCAGUCUCUCUCGAAUUUGUUAAUGUGUUGAAAGCUUGCUGUGCCCCUUUCACAGUGUGUGCUCUCCUUUAAACACGUUCCACCGUCUUUCCAGCGAACCCAAGUGAGGGACAUUUCUUGGGAUUGAGGAUGAGAAAUACCUGAAGGGUUUUUUCAGUGUGUUUGUGAGGUGUCUUCGGUUUUUUUUUUGCUAUAUGUCACACAAAGGUUUUCAAAAAAUCUUUGGUAACAUUAGAAGGAGAAAUAUAAGCUUCAAUGUCAAAAAAAAAAGAAGGAACUGGUUGGUUUAUAGUUCAUCUUGUCAUAUUGUUACCUUGUUUUUUUUCUGUUUUGCAAUGAAACGGUCCUGGAGCUCAGGUGGGCUGGAAACCUCCGAUGACUAAAAAUACUACAUUUCCCAUCACUCCCUGGCACAAAUGUUAGAUAACUCAAACAUAUCUCACUAUAUUUAGACGGGGUGCUAUAACUGACAAAAAAAAUAACCUGUUUAUACUCACAAGUUCACUUUAAAACUCUGCAAACACUUGAAACUACAAAUGAAGGGAAACUAAUGAGUGAUUCUGGGAAAUGUAGUUUUUUGUGUCAUUACGUACAGCCCACCUGUUUCCAGUGUUCUCUUGCUGAGUGAAAGUGAUGGGGAGCAAACGUAUCCAGGUAACUUAAUUUUUUUUCUCCGCUGCACAAAUGAUUUAUUGUCGUAAAAAAAAAAGGUGUUGAAACUGAAGAAUGCUGACAUUUGUGAGUAAUCAGAUUGUUGUACUUUGCACUAAGUUGUGUUUUGAUUUCAUUUUUUGUUUAUUGUGAAGGGAUCAAAUUGGAAACAAAGAUGGUUUUAAGCCUGCAGUGAACUGUGCAGGGCUUUUGUUGCCACUCGCUGCAGACAUCUCACUCAUGUAAAAAAAAAAAAGACAAAUACAACGCUAAUAUUUAUCGCAAUUGGAAAUGUUGAAAAGUACUGCAGCCACAUCUGAAGAUUAGUUUCCAUUGAGACAGUAUUUUUUCAGCCUUCAUGAUGAGUUACUUUGGGCUGUUUUGCUGACUGUUGGCCAGUUUGAUCCGUUUCCAGAUGUUACACUGACAUGAAGAAACAUGGCGGACUUGGUAGCAAUAAUGCUUGGUGAGGAAGUGGACAUUAGUGGAGGACACAUCUGCUUUUUCAAAGACGUAUGGACUUGAAAAUGGACUGAUGCCGUGCUUAUCCGGUACCUUGCAGCCAUCUCACAAAACUUGGGGACGUUUCGUUCAGACUCAGAAAUUGGACGCGAGUGUCGGAUUUACUUGUUGCGGGAAAAUCUUGACCGAGGGGGGGACGUUUUUGUCUGAACCGCAUGACGUUCUGCACCAAUAUGCUAAGAAGAAAUCCUACUGUUCACCCUCUUCACGUCUGUCACACCGCUCUUCUUCACCUGCCACUCCACAGGAAAAAAAAAUGGCCUUGGAUGUAAAUGACUUGUACAUGUAAAGUUUUUUCUACACUCAUUCUAGAUUCUAGGUAUUUUUAUAGUCUGAAGAAACCGACAUUUCUUCUUGUCUUAUGCUAAGAGACAGCUGCCUGUAUUCUUCUCUAGCAUGUAGCGUGUACAGUAUCUGUUGGGGUUUCUUUUUUGUUUUGUUUCCUGUUUUGAAUAACUUGCAGAUAUAUUUAUUCAUCAUUUGACACAAACGACAACUCGCACUCUGUGAUCUGUUCUGCUGAAAAUGUACAUUUUUUGGAUUCACAAGGGGAAAGUUAGAUGUGCGGGAGGAUUGAUUGAACUGAGAGAAAUGUUAUAUUGUGUUGUAGGGAGUCAGCAGUGUGCCUACAAGCUCAGACGUGACCCUCUAAGUCAGAACGGUAGUUUGUCGAGGUCGCUGCACUCUUCCGUGAUGCUGACGAUGCAGUGACCUCUUCAGGGUUGUGUUUUUUUUUUUAAAGAUACAUGGCAGAGUCUGCAGAUUCUACUGUUGUAUUCCCAGAUGGAGUCAGGUACUGCAUGAAAAACACACGUUUUAUUGUAUAUCUCUCAUUCAGACUUGUGUUUUGACUGACAAAUCAUUUGCUAUAAUUUCCAUUAGUAGAGUUGUAGUUUUCAACAAUACACAACACUUAAAACCUCACACCCGGGCUCGCUGACUUCAGCAUCCUGCCUGUAAGUGUGACUGGAGGUUUGCCCCAACAGAUUUAGUAUUGCAUUCUUUGUAGAGAUGAAUCUCCUUUUUUUCCAUUACAAAGAGGAAAUGGGACGACACUUGAACACAGCAGGCUGUGCUACACUUAAUUCUCUCCCUGCUUUGAAUUUGAGUGUCGGGUUUUGACAGAUGGGUCAGGGACAGGCAACACGAUAACUGGACAGUGAGGCCAGAGCUGAUAAAACAUUCCCGCGAUUGCACUUUAACCAAAUUUCUCCUGCUUUCAAAAUGACCAAAGACAGAUGCUUCAACUUCAAACUGGUGAUUUUAUCUAUCAGGGUCCGUCAUCAUGCUUCUGGGAACAUUUUACUCCUCUACUAAUUCAUAAAUCAAGAGACUCCUGCCUUUAAAGGAAACAAAAACAGGCCUGCUAGUCUAAACACUGUGCCUCUGUGUCUCAAACUUUGCCUCUAAACUUAACCUGAUGAUGAGCCCAAGGAAAAGCACUAACCAUGUGACUGUCAGUUAAAUUAUGAUGAAUCCUAAACUGUAAAUAUGAAUUGUCAUUUUUGUGAUUUUCUUUUUUUCCCCUCUCUUCACACUCACUUCCAGUGUCCAAAGAAAGUCUGCUCAAGGCACAAACAUCACUACUGCAGUAGUGCAUGGCUUGCCAUUAUGUGACAUGGGAAGAUUAAAAAAAGAGAAUAUUGUAGAAAAGAGAAUCUUAAAUUUAUUCCUAUUUUCAAAGAUAAAUGUAUAAAUUAUAACAGUAUUGGUUACAGCUGUAUAUUAUUUUUGAAGAUCCCCGAAUGAUCUAAUCCUAAUUGUUACUGGGGGAAAUAUAAUUUCAGUCAUUGUAAAAAGAGAAAAUUAAAAGGUAAGCAGUGAAAGUAAGAAUAGAAAAAUAAAUGGAAUAAAAUAA
Molecule: messenger RNA, 7204 nt
Organism: Labrus mixtus (cuckoo wrasse)
Lineage: Eukaryota; Metazoa; Chordata; Actinopteri; Labriformes; Labridae
Gene: rab11fip3
Product: RAB11 family interacting protein 3 (class II)
Exons: 14
Coding region: 378-3602 (1074 amino acids)
Biological process (GO): endocytic recycling; regulation of cytokinesis
Cellular component (GO): midbody; endocytic vesicle; cleavage furrow
Molecular function (GO): calcium ion binding
Source: RefSeq, a predicted model, not a curated record